Actinia tenebrosa (Australian red waratah sea anemone) is the source of this 1857-nucleotide messenger RNA. Its product is annotated as ras-related protein Rab-6A. Gene Ontology annotation, molecular function: GTP binding; GTPase activity. The record is from RefSeq and is a predicted model, not a curated record. NCBI's taxonomy places the organism in Eukaryota, Metazoa, Cnidaria, Anthozoa, Actiniaria, Actiniidae.
GUCAGCGUAUCCCAUUUUGACGUGGCUUGGUUGUUCCCGGUUUCCAAAGGAGAUUCUUACUUUAUGCCCAAAAAUACCGCCUUUAUUGUAUGAACACGGCCCUGUUUAACACUCCUAUAUUUAACAAUGUCUUCGGACUUUGGAAAUCCACUGCGAAAGUUUAAGCUUGUCUUUUUAGGCGAGCAAAGUGUUGGAAAAACCUCUCUUAUAACUAGGUUUAUGUAUGACAGCUUCGAUAACACUUAUCAGGCGACAAUUGGAAUAGACUUUUUGUCCAAAACAAUGUACCUUGAAGACAGAACAGUCAGAUUACAGUUAUGGGAUACUGCAGGGCAAGAACGAUUCCGUAGUCUAAUACCAAGCUAUAUCCGUGAUUCUAGCGUAGCUGUAGUAGUCUAUGACAUCACCAAUUACAAUUCUUUUCAACAAACAUCUAAAUGGAUAGAUGACGUGAGAACAGAAAGAGGGAAUGAUGUAAUCAUUAUGCUAGUUGGGAACAAAACAGAUCUUUCAGAUAAAAGACAAGUAACGACAGAGGAAGGGGAACGAAAAGCAAAAGAAUUAAAUGUGAUGUUUAUAGAAACUAGUGCUAAAGCAGGUUACAAUGUCAAGCAGCUUUACAAGAAAAUAGGCGCUGAACUUCCUGCUGAGAAAGACAUGGUUACAGAAUGGGGACAAUACGAAGACGACAUCAUCAAAGUCACUUUACAACAAUCUACUGAACAGAAUGAAGAGAAUCAGUCCGCGGCCUGUGGCUGCUAAUCACAGACUAUUAGGGGAAAAAAUUUUCAUUUUGUAAGAGCGAUAGGACAUUGUAUUGAUUGUACCGUCGAAAUCGAAUGAGUAGUUCGCGGUCAAAAGGUACACGUCUAAAAACAUGCAAUUUAAAAAACAAGCAUCGUAUGUAUAUUGUGAGAAAUUGGUUUUGAGACCACCAAUGCGCAAGCAUUCUGAUUUUGGUUUACUGUGAUUAUGUCCGCGCUCUAACAAAUUACAGUGUUGGUAUGAUAAUGAAUUGUAUUCAAUUGCAACUAUGGGGAAGCUACAUAAAGACGAGUACUGUAUUACGUUUAAGAAUGGAUGGCUGUAUCCACGUUACAUGAUAAGGUGUAUAUGAAAGGGGGCUAGACUACCUGGCGGAAGUAGUAAUAUCUUGUCCAGGUCAUUGGGUAUGGUUGAUAAUAUUCUAGGCUAGUUCAGAAGUUACGGGGCCCGUUAAGGAAAGAAGUCGACCCUAUAGCAGCUCGCAACCUCUUAAGCUUCAAAUAAUGCGGCGAGCAUGUGCAUUGAACUGUUUGCAUCGACGGGGUGGGGCAUUGGAUCUUUGAACUUCUCAACCUUUACUUUGCAAAGGUCUAGGCCCUUGAAGCUUUUGAUCUGCGCUCGAAGAUCUAUCGAUUGGUGUUAAAACCAAUUUUAAAACCAUUGGACCUUCGAAAAUUGGCACUCAGACUUCAUUCGUCUCUUCUUACUACUUACAACCAAUUUAAUCUACUAAAUGUAUCUUAAAUAGAAUGCUAAAAUAAUUGAAUGCAUUUACCAAUUUUAAAACCGUUUUACCUUCGAAAAUUAUGUGUCUACGAUUCUUACAAGCAAUUUUAUCAAGUAAAUGUACCUUAAAUAAAAUCCUAAAAUAAUUGAAUGUAUUUAUGCAUAAUGCAAGUCAAGAUACGAGUCUAUAUGAAUAUCAGUAAGGGAAAUAAUUCAAAUCGUACUGUAUGACGUCGUGAUGAUUACUGAAACUCUUAUGUAAUGACAAAAUAUCGAAAAAGAUAUAAAUGUGAAACUAAACUUUCUUUCAGAAAGCAAAAGAAUUAUAGGAAAACUCUAUUGAAUAAAUGUUAAUCGAAACUGGAA